Messenger RNA from Apaloderma vittatum (bar-tailed trogon), 798 nucleotides. It is a transcript of the gene ZDHHC21, whose product is annotated as zinc finger, DHHC-type containing 21. The transcript has 7 exons. Lineage: Eukaryota; Metazoa; Chordata; Aves; Trogoniformes; Trogonidae. Gene Ontology annotation, biological process: peptidyl-L-cysteine S-palmitoylation; protein targeting to membrane. Gene Ontology annotation, molecular function: protein-cysteine S-palmitoyltransferase activity. The coding region runs from base 1 to 798 and encodes 265 amino acids. Gene Ontology annotation, cellular component: Golgi apparatus; endoplasmic reticulum. The record is from RefSeq and is a predicted model, not a curated record.
AUGGGACGACAAAUUCACUUUGUGGUUGACCCUCAGGGUUGGUGCUGCAUGGGCCUGAUUAUCUUCGUCUGGCUGUACAACACAAUCUUCAUUCCGAAAGUCAUCCUUUUUCCUCACUAUGAAGAGGGACAUAUUUCAGUUGUGGCAAUUUUAUGUUACUACUUCUGCUCAUUGUUUUGUAUAGCUUCAUUACUAAGAGCCUCAGUAGCUGAUCCAGGAAAACUACCUGAAAACCCAAAGAUACCAAUUACAGAACGAGACUAUUGGGAAUUAUGUAACAAGUGCAAUAUGAUGAGACCAAAGCGUUCACACCAUUGUAGUCGUUGUGGACAUUGUGUGAGGAGGAUGGAUCACCACUGUCCAUGGAUUAAUAAUUGUGUUGGUGAAGACAAUCACUGGCUGUUUUUACAGUUGUGUUUCUACACUCAGAUCCUUAGUUCCUAUACGCUGAUACUAGAUUUUUGCCAUUACUACUACUUUUUGCCUCUGAAAAAAGAAAAUGGGGAUGUUUUUGUAUUUAGACAUGAACUUGCACUCUUAAGAAUAUCUGCCUUCAUGGGUCUAAUAAUAUUAGGUGGAAUAAGUGGACUCUUUUACACUCAGCUAAUGGGUAUUUUCACUGACACUACAAGUAUAGAAAAAAUGUCAAACUGUUGUGACGACAUAUCAAGGCCCCGAAAACCGUGGCAGCAGACCUUCUCAGAAGUUUUUGGCACUCACUGGAAGAUCCUGUGGUUUAUUCCUUUCAGGCAGAGGCAACCACUGCGAGUUCCCUACCACUUUGCCAGUCAUGUCUAA